AUGGCAUUUAAUAGCUAUCAUAGAAGGGGCUCGCGCUCAGCGGCGCAUGCUACGCUCGCAAACCAAAAUUUCGACGAAGUUGAGGAGCUUCUCUCUCGUAACGUCAACGCACUCGACAUACACAUACUGAAUGCACCUUUGCAGCAUGAACAAGAUGCUGUGAGCGAGGACUCAAGACUUUUCACAAAUGAGGUAAAGUCUGAGGAGUUUGCCAUUCUCUCAACGUCCAGUGAGCGGGACGCGAACCGCGAACUCGAACUUGUAGGGGAUCUAUUGGGCGCAGCUGCCUUUGAGAAGCCAGAGCUGGAGGGCGCAGCUGAACUUGCAGUUUCCAAGUCCCAAAGGAUUGACGACUGGUGUCUGCAGAAUGGACUAAGAAACCAGACCUUUCAAGCCCCAGCAAACAGAAAAAUUCAAGAUAUCAUUGAGGCGUGGGGAGUCGUCGAUGACUCUCCACCAACCCGCAUGCUGCGACCAUUCCGACAAUCAGAACCUUCGCAUAAGCACCCUGAAAAUUAUACUGCACACUUACUCGAUUUGAUGAGCCCUCCGCAGCGGCUUCGGCUUCGCAAAUUUGUAGAGCAGAUGAUGCCCCUUCUCAAGCGACAGCUCACUACUCGCUUCCAAGCUUACCGCUUCAAAAGCGUUCCAUCCGCUUUCAUUAACAGAGAUCUUCAGCUGCAUUGUUCUCUACAAGGCGAACUCCUGUUAGAACCCCAAAGCGCCAACGAUCUCGUAGGUUCCAUGAAUUCGGACCAUAACGAGAGCAGCCGCUGCUCCAGCCCUUCAAGCAUAUCGAAGGCCUCAGAAAACGUACGAUCGUGGCAUAGCUGGAACAUGGUAUCAAGAUCCGAUGCUGACCAUAUUCCGAGUUACUGA
Molecule: messenger RNA, 879 nt
Organism: Lachancea thermotolerans CBS 6340
Lineage: Eukaryota; Fungi; Ascomycota; Saccharomycetes; Saccharomycetales; Saccharomycetaceae
Gene: ATG36
Product: Atg36p
Exons: 1
Coding region: 1-879 (292 amino acids)
Source: RefSeq, a predicted model, not a curated record